Alnus glutinosa is the source of this 832-nucleotide messenger RNA. RefSeq lists its product as uncharacterized. NCBI's taxonomy places the organism in Eukaryota, Viridiplantae, Streptophyta, Magnoliopsida, Fagales, Betulaceae. The record is from RefSeq and is a predicted model, not a curated record. Gene Ontology annotation, cellular component: cytoplasm. The coding region runs from base 88 to 645 and encodes 185 amino acids. The transcript is spliced from 2 exons. Gene Ontology annotation, molecular function: oxidoreductase activity, acting on a sulfur group of donors, disulfide as acceptor; protein-disulfide reductase activity.
AAGAAAACAAAAAGAAUCAUAGAAAAUCUAAGUAGUCGAGACUCUCUUAAACCCAAAAAAUAUACUCAAAAACUGUAGAGAAAAAGAAUGGCUCUGGAGAACUGCUUUCAAUUGAGCACAGUGUGCACUAGUAGAGCUGCUGCUCUACAAUGUUAUCAUCCAUUUUCUUCAAAAGAAAAGCUUAAUUUGCCAACAUCUAACAGAUUGAAGAAGUCCCUACAAACAUCCUCUUUGUCAUCUUCAUCUUACCGGCCGCAUUCCCUCAUCAGCAAAUCCCGACGAUUAAGCGUUGUCUGCAAGGCUCGUGAAGCUGUGGAUGCAGUUCAAGUGGUGACAGAUUCAAGCUGGAGUAAUCUUGUGAUUGCAAGUGAAAACCCAGUUCUGGUGGAGUUUUGGGCACCAUGGUGUGGACCAUGUAGGAUGAUUGCACCUGUGAUUGAUGAACUGGCAAAAGAAUAUGCAGGGAAGAUUAUCUGCUGCAAGCUCAACACCGAUGACUGCCCCAACAUUGCCACUCAGUAUGGAAUCAGGAGCAUUCCGACUGUGCUGUUUUUCAAGAAUGGAGAGAAGAAAGAGAGUGUAAUUGGGGCAGUGCCCAAGUCCACUUUAUCUACUACAAUAGAGAAGUAUAUAACAGAGGGUUGAAAAUUGAAGAGAGAAAUGAAAAUCAUUGCCUUUGGCAUAAUGGCACACUGACGUUAUGCUCAUGAAGCUUUCAUUCAUUCAAGGAAGUAUUCAGGAUCAUCUCAAUAUGUAAAUGUAAUCAUUGUACUCUCCUUCAUUUUGUAUAUUUUAUUUUAAGUGACCUCAAUGCACUCAAGAAUGCCUUCAA